CACUGCUGACCAAGAUUCCCAUUGUGUCCACUCCAGUCCAUCAAUGACGUCUCGGCCAACCGUGGUCCUCGUCCCGAGCUGGGGAUCCGGCCACUUCAUGUCCGCGCUCGAAGCCGGCAAGAGGCUUCUCGCCACCGGCCGGGGCGCCUUCACGCUGACCGUGCUCGUCAUGCACGCGCCAUCCGAAGCAAUGGCGUCCGAGGUCCAGGGCCACGUGCGCCGGGAGGCAGCUUCCGGCCUCGACAUCCGCUUCCUCCAGCUCCCCGCCGUCGAGCACCCCACCGGCUGCGUGGACCCUGUUGAAUUCGCGUCCCGGUACGUCCAGCUCCACGCGCCCCACGUCAAGGCGGCCAUCGCGCGCCUGGGGCCGUCGUCCCGGGUGGCCGCGGUCGUCGUCGACCUCUUCUUAACUGCCCUAUUCGACGUUCUCCACGAGCUCACCGUGCCGGCGUACGUGUACUUUGCCUCCCCCGCCGCGUUCCUGGCGCUCAUGCUGCGCCUGCCGGCGCUCCGCGAGGAUCUGACGGGUGCCGGGUUUGAGGCGAUGGAGAGCACGGUGGACGUGCCCGGGCUGCCGCCGGUGCCGCCGUCUUACAUGCCGGCAUGCCUUGUGAAAGCGAAGAUCCAGAGCUACGACUGGUUUGAGUACCACGGCCGCCGCUUCAUGGAAGCCAGGGGCGUCAUAGUGAACACCUCAGUCGAGCUCGAAAGCUCGAUUCUCGCGGCGAUCGCGGACGGCCAGUGCGUACCCGGACGCCCUGCUCCGGCGCUACACGCGAUCGGCCCGGUUGUCUGGUUCGGUUCGACGGACGACCAGCAGCCGCACGAGUGCGUGCGGUGGCUCGACGCGCAGCCGCCGGCUUCGGUGGUUUUCCUCUGCUUCGGGAGCAUGGGGUCCCUCGACGCGGCACAGGUGAGGGAGGUAGCCGCCGGCCUGGAGCGCAGCGGCCACCGCUUCCUGUGGGUGCUACGAGGCCCGCCCGUCGCCGGCACGCGGCUCCCGACGGACGCGGACCUGGACGAGGUGCUCCCGGAGGGUUUCCUGGAGGCGACUGCGGGGAGGGGGCUGGUGUGGCCGGCGUGGGCGCCGCAGAGGGAGAUCCUGUCCCACGCCGCCGUGGGCGGCUUCGUGACGCACUGCGGGUGGAACUCCAUCCUGGAGAGCCUGUGGUCCGGCGUGCCGAUGAUCCCGUGGCCGCUGUACGGGGAGCAGCACCUGAACGCGUUCGAGCUCGUGGCCGGCGUGGGCGCGGCGGUCGCGCUGGAGAUGGACCGAAGGAAGGGAUUCUUCGUGGAGGCGGCCGAGCUGGAGCGAGCGGUGCGGAGCCUGAUGGGCGGCGCGUCGGAGGAGGGGAGGAAAGCGAGGAGGACGGCCGCGGAGACGAGCGCCGCGUGCAGGGAGGCCGUCGGCGAGGGCGGCUCGUCGUGCGCCGCGCUGCAGAGGCUCGUGCGCGAGAUUUUGGUUUCGCCGACGGAGGGAAACGAUUCCCGCUAAAUUUGCAGCAAGCGCCGUGGUGAUGCACUGAUGGGCAGUGUAUCCGUUCUGCGAGCAGCUUUCUUCUCUGAAACCAUCAGUGUUCGGCUCCCCUGUUCCAUUUGCAUAGAAACCAUGAUGUUCA
Messenger RNA from Triticum dicoccoides, 1619 nucleotides. Its product is annotated as anthocyanidin 3-O-glucosyltransferase 2-like. Lineage: Eukaryota; Viridiplantae; Streptophyta; Magnoliopsida; Poales; Poaceae. The record is from RefSeq and is a predicted model, not a curated record. The transcript has a single exon. Bases 44 to 1495 code for a protein of 483 amino acids. Gene Ontology annotation, molecular function: UDP-glucosyltransferase activity.